Molecule: messenger RNA, 777 nt
Organism: Aspergillus piperis CBS 112811
Lineage: Eukaryota; Fungi; Ascomycota; Eurotiomycetes; Eurotiales; Aspergillaceae
Exons: 3
Coding region: 211-666 (151 amino acids)
Source: RefSeq, a predicted model, not a curated record
UAAUUGGAGAGGCGCUGGAAAGGGUUGGGAAGGAAACGGCGCGCGCAGAUCACGGGAUAAGAGGGGAUCACCGCAUCAGGCAAUUCGAUGCAUAACAACAAUAUUAAUAUUAAUCAAUAUGAUUAUAUUAGUUAGUCGGGAAGUUCAGUUGCAGUGGGGGUGGAAGCUUAGUUAGUAUCUUCCUCGAAAGCCUUGAAUGAUGAUGUCGAGAUGAGAAGAAUGGAGAAAAAGAGAGUGAGAGGGGCAUCCACGAGCACUUCUUCUUCUUCGGCUUCUUCUGCUCGUCUUCCUCUUCUUUUGCUGCUUCUUCUUUCGCCGCUUCUAAAUAUAGCCUCUUGGCAUCACACCGCAUCGGUCAGCAUCUUUCCCUACUGUCUCAAUCAGCUUCUUUCCACUCUCUCCCUCACUAGACUCUCUCACUCUCAGUUCCAGAACCCUAAAGAAUCCCCCCCGCCCUACCAUGGUUGGCUCCGUCAGGCGUCCCCUCUUCGGCCGAAUUCCAUGGUUCGGUUGCCCGUCAUUAGUGAGGACAAAGGGAAGACAAUCACAGGCAGGAAAGAGGACCUGUCUAGCACUACCCAACAAAGUGCUAGGAAUUCAUGUGCGGACACUGGUCUAGAUGUAGUCCUUCAUUGCCGCCGUGAUGGUGGCACAGUGGUUUAUUAGACGCCUAUCACCAUCACCCACUGAACCAACAGUGACUUCACCCCCAUCCACUUGUCUCUAUUUCUUUUUCUUUCUUUCUUUUUUCCUUUUUUCCUGUUUUUUUGUCUCCCU